Messenger RNA from Dunckerocampus dactyliophorus (ringed pipefish), 2418 nucleotides. RefSeq names its product rho GTPase-activating protein 19-like. Gene Ontology annotation, biological process: signal transduction; regulation of small GTPase mediated signal transduction. The record is from RefSeq and is a predicted model, not a curated record. The coding region runs from base 8 to 1399 and encodes 463 amino acids. The transcript is spliced from 11 exons. Gene Ontology annotation, molecular function: GTPase activator activity. Lineage: Eukaryota; Metazoa; Chordata; Actinopteri; Syngnathiformes; Syngnathidae. Gene Ontology annotation, cellular component: cytoplasm.
AAUCAAGAUGGCGGCUGAGGAGGCUCCACAAAACACUCCCGAGCUGGACAGAAGGUGGACGACAUGCAGCGUGUUUACUAGCAGAGACACGUCAAACACAGGCCAGCCGGUCAUCUUCAACCCAGACUUCUUUGUGGAGAGGUUGAGAUAUGAACAUCCACAGACGUUCACUGAUCUGGUCCUGGCUAAUGUCACCCGACUCAUCGACCUCCCAGGAGAUGAGUUCGCCCAGCUUACUGGGGACUGCGAGCCCAAGGUGCCUUCCUCCUCUGGUUUCCUCCGCUCUUUCAACUUCCUCAAACGAAAAGAAAAGGGGGUUGUUUUUGGUGCACCGUUAACUGAAGAAGGUAUAUCGCAGAUCUAUCAGCUGAUUGAAUACCUGGCCAAAAACCAUCACAUAGAGGGGCUGUUCCGUGUGCCAGGCCACAGCCUGCGGCAAGCAGCUCUAAGAGAGAUGCUGAAUGCCGGGGCAGAAAUCGAUCUCGAGACGGGCGACUUCCACCCCAAUGAUGCCGCCACACUGCUGAAAACCUACCUGGGAGAGUUGCCUGAGCCCCUGCUAACACACAGACACUAUAAUGCUCACCUUAAGAUUGGAGAGCUGACCCACUUUGAUGAAAAGGGAGAUAAAACAAAUGUGCCAGACAAGGAACGCCAAAUUGAAGCUUUUCAGUUGCUUUUCAUGCUGCUUCCACCCGCCAACCGCAGCAUGCUGAAGCUCCUGUUGGACCUGCUCUAUCACACUGCUCGCCAUCAGCAUGUCAAUAAGAUGUCUGCCAUCAAUCUAGCAACUAUGUUUGCUCCACACAUCAUCUGGCCCAAAAAUGUGAUGGCAAGUGAUCUUCGGGGAAACAUAGAGAAAUUAAAUAAUGGUGUUGCCUUCCUCAUUAGGCACUCUCAAAAGCUGUUCAAGGCCCCCGUAUAUAUCAAAGAGUAUGCACGCGUGUACUUCACCGGAUCCAAAAGUCUACAAUCAAAGGAUGACCUGACACUUAGAUCUCGGACCAAAGACCCCCGGGCUUUGCUCACACCCACCUCCAAUCUUUCUCCUUACACAAGAAAGAUUGUAGGUGAAGUGGGUGACAACAUUGUGAGCAGGUCAACAGAGACUCAGACAUGCACUGAAUCAGCUCUCCGAGAGCUUUACCAGCAAGUCAGCAGCAUGCCCGAGUCUGCCAAGAAGAAGAAACUCAUCAGACAGUUUGAAAAACAGCCUUUGGUGACACCCUCAGCUGACCCUCGGACGCCAUUCAGCAGGAAACACUGGCGUUCCCGCUCUUUAGGGGGAAUUAUCAAGAGGAAGGUGUUGGGAAGCCAAAUAUUAACAGGGAAGGAAAACGGCAAAGUGCAGAGGCCUGCAGCCAGAUGCUCAGUUGACACCAACAGUGGAGGAGACUAAUACAACUGAGGAAACCUCCAUCAUUGUAUUACACAAAUGAAAGCGUGUAAUACACCAUGUAGUUUUUCAUUCCAUAUUUCAGUCCGUUUUUUAAUUCAUUUUUUUAUUUUUUCAAGUUUUAACCUGCGACCAUAAGGAAGUCACCAGAUUUCCUUUCUUGACAUUUUUUGUAACCUAAGGGACAUACAGUAAUUUGUUUACCUCAUUAGUACGGGUGCUAAGUUUUGUCAGCCUCAGAAGUGUUUAGAUACAAGUAAAACCAGAGCUGUGCCUUAAAAUGAAUUUAUCUUAAAUUACUCUAUGUUGCAAUUUCUAUUUAAUAUUAAGUUUUAUGCAAUUUUUAAGUUUCCCAGAUAUUCCAAGUAUGCCUGAAAUGGGAGAUGUCCAAAGGUCAGUUUUUAUAUAUCUUUUUACUACUGUGAUACUUUUUUUUUUUAACUUCUCUUCCUUUUAAGUCACUGUUUUUUUUUUUAAGAUUUAUACGCAGCCUUGUCUGUAUGCAUGUAUGCCUCAUACACAUUUUAGAGCUGUGAAAGAGUUGUUUUUUAAUUUAUUUUUACUUUGCAGGUUGAGUGCAACUUAAGUUGUGUGUAAUGUCUUAACCAGGUGCGUCCUGUUUGGGAUUCGAACCACUAUUGCUUGUAAAAAGUUCUUCUCUGUCAGUCAGUUGUGGUUUCCGGUUCCAUGUCCGCCGUGCCUAGCUGUUCCAAUACAAGGACGAUGUGGCACACUCUUGCUGGACUGUUGGCUGGUAACACUGAUGCUACUGUGAAAUCCAACAACAAACUGAUUAAAAUACUUCAAGUGCCACGUGCUUGUUUUUUUCUUCUUCAGUAUAGUUAUAGUAUGUUAUUUCUUCUAUGGAUUUAUUUUAACUACUUAGGUAAUUAUUAUACGGUACUGUACAUCAUUUUAUUUUGGCCAAGUGACACUUCUAAAUAUAGCCACCAGGUGCUGCUCUUACGUUUGAAAUGAAUCGCUAGUAAAUAGAAUACUGUACUUGUAUCUUUUUAUUAAAU